AUGGGCUCAACUCUGUAUUAUAUUUCUAUACGUUUUACUGAUACAAAAGAUCUUCAAGAAGCAUUAAUUACAGCAAAACUCUUAACCACUGGAAAUGGGAUUUUACUUGCACAGAGAAGUGGCUAUGAGUGCGAAAUUGAAGGAUCAUUAAUCAUCUCUGAGCUAGGCUAUGAAAAUAUCAGCUCAGAAGUAAAUUAUAUGAAAAAAUCAAUAGAAAAUGCUAUUAAUUUUAUUUUAAAUAGCACAACAGGAAAUGAUGCUGAUGAAAUUAUUACAAUGCUAAAUUUGAAAUGAAAUCAGCAAACUAGUUUUUCGUUAAUAAAUAUACCACUAAUACUAAUUAUUUAGAAUUUUAACGUGUGUUCUGUUAAGCAGGAUAAUUAAGGCAUGCAUGGGCCCACCUUUUUAGUUCCCUAAUUGUUGACUUCAGUAGAAAUUUUGUCUAGCAAGCAUACUAAAAAGGGCCAGGAAUCCUUCAUAGGCCAUGUCUGGUCUGCCCGGACCUAACUCCAGUGAACUCUUCGGCUAAGAGUCACCCUCCUUGGCUGUGUCAGGCAGUAAAAGCCAUAUGCCUCCUAAUUACCCUAUGCGGUCAUUCCAUAUUGGCAUUGCGGAUAUAGGUCCAUGUGGAAAACUUAACCCAUCAUAAAUAUCGUGGAGGAUGAAGGGUUGUCAGAAACAACCACUUCGUUAAGUAGCCAUUUUAUCACUAUUAUCGUUAAUAAAUAUACAGAAUAAAAAUAGAACAGUAGUUGGGCAUAUUAUCAAUGGAAAUCUUGAAUUUUUUGAAAAAUUAACAUUUAUAGGAAACUCAAGUGAAAUUCCUAAAUCUACAAGAAAGGCAUUAAAAUGAAGCAUUGAAGCUGGAGGAACCAACCCAGGCUCACUUUCAACAACAGUGAGUGUUAUCGGAGGUAGAGGCUCAGCUAUAGCUCAGGACGAAAUAAAUAAUAAAGGUUCGCAGCUUCUAUCAAAUUUUCAGCUUCAAUCUUUCAAUUUUGACUGUGGGGCAACAUUUUACGAUCAAGCAUUUGCAACAGCAUGCUACAAAAACGACAUAGACAAAUUUGGUUUGGCUCAUAUUUCUCCGCUUGGGUCAGCUAUGGCAUAUUAUUCUAUGCUCACUUUUAAAAAACUGAAUUUAACUUUCCCCAACGUUGGCUGUACAAAUGCAGAUGCUUCUUUAAAUAACACUAAAAUUUUUCCUUGGUAUGCAAGGGUUCAAAUAUCUAGCUCCUAUGCGUUUUCUCUGGUUCCAAUUCUUCUGAAUGCACUUGGCUGAAAAGAAAUCGGAAUUUUAUAUCAAAAUGAUAGUUAUGGACAAUCAGGAUAUUAUUAUAUUAAGCAGAGUAUUGAAAAGCAAGAUAUACGCAUAGUAAAUUCUGAGGACUCAAGAGUAAUUCCAGCUAAUCUUAACAGGACUUCUGUUAAAGAUUAUAAGCGCAUAAUACAAAGAAUUAUAGACUCUGAAGCCAGGCUUCUUGUGUAUUUAUUGCAAUUUCCUUUAUGCAAUUAUGUGAUGGAAGAGCUAUAUGAUUUGGGGAUGAGAAAAGGAGAUAUCAUUAUUUUUACUUUGGUUACUGAUCUAUUACCGCUUUAUAGCUAUAAUGACACUUUUCUUUACAAGAGAUUAGAAAUAGGUACUCCGAUGUUUACUAUUGUGGGUCAAAAUUGGGCUGGAGAUUUAGGAAAAAAUGUUUUAUCGAAAUAUACAGAAACCUAUAAAAGUUCUCCAAAUUCAUUUACAUGCUUUUAUUAUGAUGGUCUCUAUUUAAUUGCUCAUGCUUUGGAUUAUAUGAUAAAUCGAGGAUUAGAUUAUUAUGAUCCUACUAAAUUGAUGGCCGCUAUAAGGAAUCAACAGUUUAUCGGUUGCACUGGGAGGGUUUCUAUUGAGAAAGGAAGUAAUGACAGAAUAAUGGACACUAUUGAUAUACAAGGAAAUUGGCUAUAUGACAAUGGCACACUAAUUGUAUAUAAAAUCGGAGAUUUUCGACCAUUUAGUUUAAAAAUCAUAAGUAUAGAGCAUCCUAUAUUUUAUCCUGACGGCACUACAAAUAAACCAACUGAUCUUAGAAAUGCUAAUCAAAAAUGCCCAUUCAAAGAUAGGCUUAUAAAAACAUUUAAGCCAUCCAUAUUUGAAAUAACUGCUUUAAUGAUUUAAGAGGUAUUAUUAUUAUUGAAUUAGAAUCUAGUCUAGAUUGUUUUAAAUAUAACAGCGCUUUCCAAUCUCUAACAGUAUACAAGUGGACGGCUUCUUUUAUUUGGUAUAUGUUUUGCUGUAGCUUUAGAAUCAAUCAUAAUAACAGUUGUGAUAUGAAAAAAGUGGUGGGAUGUGCCUAUUGAGCCACUAACUCAAAGAGAAGAAAUUUCUUUCCAAGAUCUGAUUGUUGGCUUUACAAUUUGCAUUGAGUUCUUUCAAUUUUCAGCUAUGGGUCCUGAUUUUUCGCCUAUAAGCGUUUUACUGUCUGAUCUUAGCAAUUCAUUUUCUCUAGAUCUUGAUGAUGUUUUAAAAAUGGAAAGCGGAGUAUUUUGGAUCAUUGUUGAUGCUGUAUUUGGAGGAAUUGCAUUAUGGCUUCUUCUAUGCAUAGUUGUGCUGACACGUUUGGAUGAAAGGUUUCCUUCUUUUUCUCCAUUCAGAUUUCUGGAUUGGGUUGCUGACUAUUUAAUGCCUAUACUUGGGAAUUUAUGCUUUAUUCCAUUUGUAUCAAUCUGUUUAGAUAUGCUUCUUAUAAUAAAUUAACACUUUUUUAUUUACCAGACAAUAUAUUUAAUAUUUAAAUUUUCUCACUCCCCACCCCUCCGUGAGUGAACAAAACCAUUAGAAAAAUCGCUAUUUUUUGCCCAAAAAACCCACCCUCCGUGAGUGAACAAAAAAUUUUUUUAAUAGAAAAAUUUUUUAUGGAAAAUAAUUUUGAUAUAUAAAUGAUAAUUAGUAUAAUGAAAUCUAGAGCUAAUUCUGUUUAAUUUUAAACGAAUUGCCUUUUAAAACAUAAAUUUUAUAAAUUAAAUUAAUAUUUACUUUCCAAUUUUUGCGAAUUAGGAUUUUUUUAAAUUUCGAAAAUAAAUAAUUUUUAUAAAAUUUUUAUAUAUAAAUUUUUUAAAAAAAAAAAAAUUAACCCCCCUCCGUGAGUGAACAAAGUUUUUUUGUUCACUCACGGAGGGGGGGGGGGAGUCAGUAUUAAUCAAGCAUUUAUAUAAUUUUUAUAUAUUUUUGUAUGUGAUCAAUCAAUUGGAGACAGUUUUACAGACAGCUUUUUAUCAAAAGACUGCACUUAUUUUUGUUGAAAAGAUGAGCAUUUAGUAUAUGCGAUUUUAUCAUUUUUUGCACUUCUUGCUUACGAACCGUUUGCAGUAUUUUGCAGACCUCUCUGGCAAGAAUUGCAGCUUUUUCUUCAUGUUAAAACAGUGCCUCUUUACUUAAUGGUAAAAUCUAUAUUUCAAAUUGCACUAAUUGUGCUUAAUAAAACAGUCAAAAGAGCAACAGGCUUAGGACACGGAGUUAUUUUUAUCGUUUUGAUGGUAAUUUAUGUGGUUUUUAUUUUCAGAUUCAAACCAUAUAACUAUCCAAGAUUUAGUUGGUGGCAGGCAUUAAGUUUAAUUGGAGUGAUUUGGAUAGCAUUUCUUUCUACAGUAAUUUUAGGAGCAGGAGGAGACUCUAAUAUAUACCUUAUCCUUUUAUUUGCUGGAUGGGUGAUUUUAAUCUUAUUUGGGUUUUAUGUACAGACUAAAAAAUAUCCGAGCAUGCUUUAUAGGAAAAAAGCAGGAGAUACAAGUACUUUGUUUAAAUUUGCUUUUACUUUUGGAAAAGUUGCCAGAAGCUCAUUAGCAAAAAUAAUUCCUUCAAGUGAAAGCAAAAGUAACAGGCUAGCUAACGAGUAG
This is a messenger RNA of Blepharisma stoltei, 3879 nucleotides long. The record is from the annotation of a GenBank genome assembly. NCBI's taxonomy places the organism in Eukaryota, Ciliophora, Heterotrichea, Heterotrichida, Blepharismidae.